AAGAAGUUUUGAAACCACCAAACACUCUCCACAGCCUUUCGAUCGUGUCCCCAAACGAAACCCUAGCAAGCAAUUUCUUCCUCGAAUCCUAGAGUCUGCUUUCGCACUAGGAUCCUCUCUCUCUCUCUCUCUCUCUCUCUCUCUCUCUCUCUUCGAACCUGCAAAAUCUUGGAUGCAAUUCUCCUCUCUCUUUAGUAGCAAGUGAAAAUGGAGGUGAAGGAAAAAGAUGAAGUGCUAGAGAAAAAGGAGGAUACUGUCGAGGCCAAAGAGGAUGAGAUGGAUAUAAUAAUAACUGAAGAAAGAAUGGAGGCGAAGCUUGACGAGGUGAAAGCAAGAGAUGAAAGGGGGGAGCAAAAUGAUGUACUGAUGGAAGAAAUCAACAAUCAGGCUGAGCAAAAAGAUGUACUGAUGGAAGAAGACAACAAUCAGGCUGAACUAAAAGAUGAGGAGAUGCAAGAUACUUCUAGUAGAUCUGAAAGUUCUGAUUUCAAUUCAGACGAAGAUGAACAAUUCCUGCCGGGGCGUGAUGAUGAGUUGGAUUUUGAGAAACCUCUGAGCGAGGAAGAAAUAGAAGAGUUAAUUUCAGAUCUUCUGGGAGUUGAGAGCAAGGCUGCAGAAGCUCAAGAAGCACUUGAAAAGGAGUCUCUUUCUAAGGUAGAGAGUGAAGUUAGGGAGGAAUUAGCACAAGCACUCCGUGGUGAUGAGUUGGAUGAAGCUGUUGCUGCUGAAAUGAUGACUUUUAAAGACGAAUGGGAGGCAAAUCUUGAUGAGCUUGAAACAGAAAGUGCACACUUAUUGGAGCAACUUGAUGGUGCUGGAAUCGAGCUUCCAAAAUUGUACGAAAUGAUAGAAAGUCAAGCCCCUAAUGGUUGCUAUACUGAAGCUUGGAAACAAAGAGCCCACUGGGUUGGUACUCAGGUGACAAAAGAAACUGGGGAAUCAUUAGCUAACGCUGAGAGGUUUCUUCAAACUCAUCGGCCUGUCCGAAAACGACAUGGAAAACUUUUGGAGGAGGGAGCUAGUGGUUUUCUGGAGAAAAAGUUUGCUGAUGGUGAUAUUAAAGAAUCUCUAGCUGGAACAUCUGAGCUUGAAUGGUCGUCUCUAAACAAAGUGUUUUCGGAAAAAAGGGACGAGUCGAUUUCCUUUGGUAGUAAGCAUUGGGCUUCUGUUUACUUGGCAAGCACUCCACACCAAGCUGCAGCCAUGGGAUUAGAAUUUCCAGGAGUCAAUGAGGUGGAGGAAAUUGAAGAGAUUGAUGCAAGCUUGGCAGACCCAUUUUUAGCUGAUGCAAUUGACAACGAAAGAGAACUUGCCCUUACUGAAGAACAAAAGACUAACUAUAUAAGGGUCAAAGAAGAGGAUGAUAUAAAUUGUGACCGUGAACUUCAACUUCGUUUGAAACGGAAGAGACGCAAGAAAAGAUCUAAACAGGUUAUCAGGUGUGCGGCAGAGAAUAUGGAUGACGAUUCUGUGUAUUUGGAUGGGAAUUACAUUGCCCCAAAUUUUGCCAAAGAUCAAGUGAAAAGUCCGGAGACUAGCACUCAAGUUCAUAGUAAUGAAGUCAACAAAGAGGGAAACGGGAAUUUGUCUAAUUCAGAUGUAGAUAAGAUGGUCUCCAGCCCAAAUAUAAAUGUAGAUACCAUGAGAGAUGAUUCACAGAAUCCAGCAAACAGUUUUAUGUGUACUGCCUGUAAUAAUGUAGCUGUGGAAGUGCAUAGUCAUCCCCUUUUAGAAGUAAUAGUUUGCAUGGAUUGCAAACGUUCAAUUGAAGAUAGAGUUUCUAAGGUUGAUGACUCUUUGGAACGUCAUUGUGAAUGGUGUGGUCAUAUUGCUGACUUAAUAGAUUGUAGGACGUGCGAAAAACUUUUCUGUGCAUCAUGUAUAAAAAGGAAUAUUGGUGAAGAAUACUUGGCUGAAGCUCAGUCCUCUGGUUGGGAUUGUUGUUGUUGCUCUCCAAUUCCCUUGCAAAGAUUGACACUGGAACUGGAGAAAGCCAUGAGAGAUAAAAAGUCAAUAGAAUCGAGCUCUGAUUCGAGUUCUGAUUCCAGCUCUGACAACAAUUCUGUUGAUACAGACGCUGACGUCAAUGUAACAAUCAGCUCAAAGAAGAAAUCGAAAAAGAAAAUUCGGCGGAUAAUCGAUGAUGCUGAACUAGGGAAAGAUACGAGAACAAAAAUUGCAAUUGAAAAGGCACGUCAGGAGCGCCUUAGGUCCUUACAGUUUUCUGCCAGAUACAAAACAAUUAGCUCUAUGGGAGACGUGAAAUCUAUUCCAGAAGGUGCGGAAGUUGAAGUUCUUGGUGAUGCUCACAGUGGUUACAUAGUGAAUGUGGUUAGGGAGAUUGGUGAAGAAGCUGUGAGAGUUCCUCGUAGCAUAUCUGCCAAACUUAAAGUCCAUCAGGUAACAGGGAUAAGAUUUAUGUGGGAAAAUAUUAUUCAGUCUAUCAGCAGAGUGAAGUCUGGUGAUAAAGGUCUUGGUUGCAUUCUAGCACAUACAAUGGGCCUGGGUAAAACUUUUCAGGUUAUAGCGUUCCUGUACACUGCAAUGAGAUGUGUUGAUUUGGGGUUGAAAACUGCUCUUAUUGUGACUCCUGUAAAUGUGUUGCACAAUUGGCGAAGUGAGUUUGUGAAGUGGGGGCCUUCAGAAGUGAAACCACUUCGCAUUUUCAUGCUUGAAGACGUUUCAAGGGAGAAGAGAUUGGACUUGCUAAAAAAGUGGCGAAAUAAGGGUGGAGUCUUUUUGAUGGGAUAUGCAAAAUUUAGAAACCUGUCUCUUGGGAAGGGGGUGAAGGACUUAAAUGCGGCCAGAGAGAUCUGUAAUGCCUUGAGGGAUGGACCUGAUAUACUUGUUUGCGACGAGGCUCACAUCAUUAAGAACACCAGGGCUGACACAACGCAAGCAUUGAAGCAAGUUAAAUGCCAGAGAAGAAUUGCCUUAACUGGCUCACCCCUUCAAAACAAUCUCAUGGAGUAUUAUUGUAUGGUUGAUUUUGUGAGAGAAGGAUUCUUGGGAAGUAGCCCUGAGUUUAGAAACCGCUUCCAAAAUCCAAUAGAAAACGGACAGCAUAUGAAUUCAACUGCGGAGGAUGUAAAAAUUAUGAACCAGAGGUCACACAUUCUGUAUGAGCAAUUGAAAGGUUUUGUGCAAAGAAUGGAUAUGAAUGUGGUAAAAAAGGAUCUGCCACCUAAAACAGUCUUCGUAAUAUCUGUCAAGCUAUCUCCCUUGCAACGGAAAUUGUAUAAGAGAUUUCUUAAGCUUUAUGGGUUCAGCGAUGGAAGAACAGAUGAAAGGAUGAGAAAAAACUUUUUUGCUGCUUACCAGGUCUUGGCUCAGAUUUUGAAUCAUCCAGGGAUUCCGCAAUUAAGAAGUGAAGAUAGCAAGAAUGGGCGCCGUGGUAGCAUUGUUGAUAUUCCAGAUGACUGUUCAAGUGAUGAAAAUAUAGACUACAACAUGGUUACAGGAGAGAAACAGAGAACUAUGAAUGAUUUUCAGGAUAAAGUUGAUGGAUACCUCCAGAAGGAUUGGUGGGUCGACCUACUUGAAAAAAAUAAUUAUAAGGUGUCGGACUUUAGUGGCAAAAUGAUUCUGCUAUUGGAUAUUUUAUCCAUGAGUGCUGAUGUGGGGGAUAAGGCGCUUGUGUUUAGCCAGAGUAUCCCGACAUUGGAUCUCAUAGAACUUUAUCUUUCAAGAGUACCUCGGCAUGGGAAACAAGGAAAGUUCUGGAAAAAGGGAAAAGACUGGUAUAGAAUUGAUGGAAAAACCGAAAGCUCAGAACGCCAGAAGUUGGUUGAUAGGUUUAAUGAGCCUGACAACAAAAGGGUAAAAUGUACACUAAUUUCAACCAGAGCGGGAUCCCUUGGAAUUAAUCUUUAUGCUGCUAACCGUGUGAUCAUCGUUGAUGGUUCAUGGAAUCCAACCUAUGAUCUUCAAGCUAUAUUUCGAGCUUGGAGGUAUGGCCAAAAGAAGCCAGUAUUUGCGUACAGAUUGAUGGCACGUGGGACUAUUGAAGAAAAAAUAUAUAAACGUCAGGUGACCAAGGAAGGGCUAGCUGCGAGAGUAGUGGAUAGACAACAAGUGCACAGGACAAUCUCCAAAGAAGAGAUGUUACAUCUUUUUGAAUUUGACGAUGAUGAUGAGAAAUCCGACGCUGUAACUGAGAUAAGCAAGCAAAAUGAAGCGGCACAAAGCAAUCUGGUUGAUAAUUCACAGAAACAGAAGGCCACUUUAUCUCGUGUUGGUUGCGACAAAUUGAUGCAGAACUUACUACAGAGACACGGCCCGAACUGGAUUUCCAGUUUCCAUGAGCACGAGACAUUGCUACAAGAGAAUGAAGAAGAAAGACUGACAAAGGAAGAAAAAGACAUGGCCUGGGAAGUUUACAGGAGAGCGCUUGAGUGGGAGGAAGUUCAACGGGUCCCACUCAGCGAAUCUCCAGUGGUUCCAAAACCUUCUCCUUCCAUACAAACAGAACCCUUACCCCAGCCAAAGGGGUUCAACAGAAGUCGUUUUGUGAACCGCAACUGCACUAGAACCGCGCACCAGCUUACACUCAUAAGCCAAGGAAGAAAAAUUGGUAGCAGCACGGUCUGUGGGGAGUGUGGGCGCAUCUUAAGGUGGGAAGAUGUUAUACCCGCAUCCAAACUUUCAGCGGUAAACUAAAUAGUAUAUGAACAUUGCAAAAUUGGUGAGUUCAUUUUUCCUUUUUAAAAAAAAAUCUGAGACUGAAGCCAAAAUUAAUGGGAAAUAGUAACAUUUGAGACUCCCUUUAGAUUAUUGAUGAGUUAGAUUAUAGUUCCAUUGCCGAGAACAAAUCAGGGCGUUUGUUAGGGGGUCGGCAUCUAAUCAUGCUGAAACUUGUGUCAUGUUGAAAUUUGUAAUGGCACCUUGUUUCGAGAUGAAUAUAGAACUUUCAAAA
This is a messenger RNA of Arabidopsis lyrata subsp. lyrata, 4915 nucleotides long. RefSeq names its product protein CHROMATIN REMODELING 20. The transcript has 27 exons. Bases 208 to 4659 code for a protein of 1483 amino acids. Gene Ontology annotation, cellular component: nucleus. The record is from RefSeq and is a predicted model, not a curated record. Gene Ontology annotation, molecular function: ATP-dependent chromatin remodeler activity; ATP binding; ATP hydrolysis activity. NCBI's taxonomy places the organism in Eukaryota, Viridiplantae, Streptophyta, Magnoliopsida, Brassicales, Brassicaceae.